ACGUCUCGGGGCCCGGGUCGCGGUUCCCGGCACCUGACGCUGGGAGCGUCGGCAUCCCAGGCUGGUUUGGACCUCCUCGUUGCACUGGGGAAAGCGUUUGGUAUUUUGCUAGGGCUUCUGGUCUCUGUGUUUAUAGCUAGAUGUCGCUACCCUAUUUCCGGGACGGGAGAGGGCGGCCGGGUCCUAGUGCCGGCUAGAUACCCGGGGCUCGGAGCUGUAGGGCGGGCGGAAGGUGAGGCCCAGCUAAGACUGACUUAGCUCCUCGAAGCUGCCCGCUGGGCGCCGAUGGCCGGACGCUUCCUGGGAAAGGCUUUAGCCACCGUGUCUCUCUCUGUGGCCUUGGCCUCUGUGACUGUCAGGUCUUCGAGUUGCCGCAGCGCCCCGGCGUACAGGUAUUACCCCUCNUCCUGUUGGUUUCAUCUUAGUACCGGCACCAUGUCUGGUUCUAACGGUUCCAAAGAGAAUUCCCACAACAAGGCUCGGACAUCUCCUUACCCAGGUUCAAAAGUUGAACGAAGCCAAGUUCCUAAUGAGAAAGUGGGGUGGCUCGUUGAGUGGCAGGACUAUAAUCCUGUUGAAUAUACUGCCCUCUCUGUCUUAGCUGGACCCAGGUGGGCAGAUCCUCAGAUCAGUAUUCACAGGUGGAAAAGAGAUAGCAGUGGAAAUAAAAUCACCCAUCCGGUUUCUGGGAAACACAUCUUACAGUUUGUUGCAAUAAAAAGGAAAGACUGUGGAGAAUGGGCAAUCCCAGGGGGGAUGGUGGAUCCAGGAGAGAAGAUUAGUGCCACACUGAAAAGAGAAUUCGGUGAGGAAGCUCUCAACUCCUUGCAGAAAUCUAGUGCAGAGAAGAGAGAAAUAGAGGAACAGUUGCACAAACUCUUCAGCCAAGAACAUCUCGUGAUAUAUAAGGGAUAUGUUGAUGAUCCUCGAAACACUGAUAAUGCAUGGAUGGAGACAGAAGCUGUGAAUUACCAUGAUGAAACAGGUGAGGUAAUGGAUAAUCUUACCCUAGAAGCUGGAGAUGAUGCUGGAAAAGUGAAAUGGGUCGACAUCAGCGAGAAGCUCAAGCUUUACGCCAGUCACUCUCAGUUCAUCAAACUAGUGACAGAGAAACGAGAUGCGCACUGGAGUGAGGGCUCUGAAGCUGACUGCCGGGGGGUAUAGCUCCUGGUCUCUGCAGAAGCCAAAAGCCCACAAAGGAGCAGGUGCUGAAAGGAGGCAGGGUCACCCAACUUAGGGCGGCCACUGGGCCUGUUCACUUUCAAAAUGAUUUACAUUUAGAGGGGUUUCCAUCAGAAUAAAAAUUAAUAAAUAUGAUGAAACAAAACACAGAAUUUUCAGCUUUCUGGUCAAAGGAACAUAAAUGGUCAUAUUUUGUAUGUAUUCUGUGUAAGCAUGGCUUCAACGAAAUUUAAACAAUUGAUGCUCUCGGAUGAAUCAUAAUCAGAAUAAAGACAAAUUCUUGAUCA
Otolemur garnettii (small-eared galago) is the source of this 1469-nucleotide messenger RNA. It is a transcript of the gene NUDT9, whose product is annotated as nudix hydrolase 9. Gene Ontology annotation, cellular component: mitochondrion. Gene Ontology annotation, molecular function: ADP-ribose diphosphatase activity. NCBI's taxonomy places the organism in Eukaryota, Metazoa, Chordata, Mammalia, Primates, Galagidae. The transcript is spliced from 6 exons. The record is from RefSeq and is a predicted model, not a curated record. The coding region runs from base 286 to 1164 and encodes 292 amino acids.